Molecule: messenger RNA, 2757 nt
Organism: Gastrolobium bilobum
Lineage: Eukaryota; Viridiplantae; Streptophyta; Magnoliopsida; Fabales; Fabaceae
Product: GBF-interacting protein 1-like
Exons: 9
Coding region: 62-2353 (763 amino acids)
Cellular component (GO): nucleus
Source: RefSeq, a predicted model, not a curated record
CAAAAACACAUACACAGAGACUGUCCCUCCCUUCUGUGUUACAGAAAACGUAGGGAAAAACAUGAACGGCGGCGGCGGGUCUAGGGUUCCGAUCCCCACCAAUGUACGGAAAAUCAUCCAAGACAUCAGAGAGAUCACCGUAAAACAGCACACCGACGAUGAAAUCUACUCCGUCCUCAGGGAAUGCUCCAUGGAUCCCAAUGAGACCGCUCAGAAGCUUCUCUAUUUAGAUACUUUUCAUGAGGUAAGAAGGAGACGCGACCGAAAGAAGGAGGGAUUGAGCAACAGGGCUGCUGAGGAGUCUAGGUUAAAGCAAGGUGGACAAGGGAGGGAGGGAAAGGGUGCUUCUGGGGGCUAUUCCUCCAACUUUCAUGAUGGUGGUGGUGGGAGGAACCUUGCUAUUCGAAGGGAAAAUGGAGUUAAUCACAUUGCAGAGAGAAUUCAUGGUCCCUUUACUCAGCCAGAUUUGCAGAAAAAAACUAAUACAGCAUCUCAAGCCAUGAGAGUUUCAGCUGUUGCACCCCAAGGUGCUGCAAAUCAAUCCAAUGGGAAGUCGGGUCAUGGUUCUACCAGCCAAUCUCUCAUAGCUAGUGUCAUGAGUGUCCCUAAAAGCAGUUCAGCUGCUAAUGACACUAGCAAUCAAGAAAAUGUCCAAACUCAAGCUGUUGGUGUUGCGGCAGCCUCUUCCCCUUCUCAGACCUUUGGCUCAGUUACCAGCACUGAUCAAGGGAAGUCUCUGUCAAGUUCUGAUCAACUUCAAACUUCUGUGUCUGGUGUCUGUUCCUCUUCUUUGGAUUCUGUACUGGCACCAUCUAUGUCUGGGAACCCUUGUGUUAGUGGUGCUAUUAGUAGGGAAGUUGGAAGUAACCGGAUAUCUGCUGGACCAAAUCAUGUUAAAGGUAACAAAGUUGUUCUUCAAGAAGUUGCUGAUCAAUCAGCAUCCGAUAAUGAAAAAUCUGGGUCUAUCAAUCCAACAAACGAAACAAACCCACCACAGAAGUCAAAUGGAGUUGAAACUAAUCGGUUAUCUGAGCCCUCACAACUCUCAUCUUCAUCCCUGAAUGGUUCUUUGAAGCCAACUUCCAGUUGCGGUAGCCAACCACCUCCAGAAGCUUGUGCGCAGUCUUCAGCUGAGUCGAGGCAACAUGUUACUUUUCCAAACCAUUUUCAAGUACCUGAGUCUUUAAAAAGUGGUCUGACAUUUGGAAGCUUUGAUACUUCUGGCCAAAGUGAAAGAUCUAGCAAUGGGACUGGUGGUGACAAUAAUACUUACCCUGCUCUUGAAUCUUCCCUUGGAAACAACGAAGCUGCUACUUCUAGCAACCAAAGUUCUUCAUUUACUGCAAAAGGAGAUCAUCUUGAUUAUCCACAUUCUUCAUCUUAUCUGAUUGAAAAGGCUCCAGUUUCAGAAGCCAAUUCUAGCAUUGGUACUGACUCAAAGGUUGAUCCUCCAAAGCAGGAGGUACUAUUGGCUCCUGAAGGCCACCCAAUUCCAACUGUUCAAAGUGCUCAAAACUAUGGUUUGAAUUUCAUGUCCACCAUGUUAGGGACUCAGCAAGUUCAAUUUGAGGGAAUUGAGCCUCACGCCCCAGAAGCAUCUCGUUUUCCCAACUUUGUUAGUGCAAGUUCCCAGUCUGUGUCCCCUAGCCCAACUCCACCUCUGCAAAGUUCUAUACCCGUGUCUCCGCAGUCAGUUUCUAUUUUCAGGCCACCUUACCCUCCCUUCUUCCCAUAUGGCCACUAUUACCCCCCAAUUUAUGUGUCUCCGAUACACCAAUUUUUAAGCCACAAUGGUUACCCUCAACAGCCAUCAGCUGGCAGUAUGUAUCUACCAACAGCAGCUGCUGCUGCAGCUGCCGGGAUCAAAUUCCCUCUUCCUCAAUUCAAGGCUGGAGCAAACACAGGAAAUACAGCUCAUAUUGGAAUUCCUUCUGGAUCAUUUAUCUCUCCACCUGUUGGAUAUGCGCCUAGUCCAACAGCGAAUUCUGGAAGCUCCACUGGAAAUGAGGAUCUUGCAGUGUCUCAGUUGAAGGAAAACCAGAUCUACACAACUGGGCAGCUGAGUGAAGGUUCUGCUGUGCGGAUAACUGCACCAGGCCAAGAUAUAUCAAGUUUGCAAGUUAAUUCUCUGUAUAACCUUACCCCUCAGGGACAACAUCUCACCCUCCCCCCAACACAGGCUACCCAUGGUGCAUUUGCUGGUAUCUAUCAACCAGGGCAGACUGUAGCUUCACCUUCGACCCUUUUGCAACAGUCUCAGGCUGUGGCUGGGCCUGUUGAAACUAUAGGGCCCCCUUCAGGAUCUUAUCAGCAACCAAAGCCUGCACAGAUCAAUUGGAAUACUAAUUUCUAGGCUUGAAAACAUUUUCUUGGUGCCUUAAUGUUCAAAUGCACAUAUUAUGUGCUCAAAUCCAGGAAGUAUGAACACUGGCCUGAUCUGAAGUGUAAAUAAGAAUUGCGGCCAAAGAAUGGGAAAAGAGAAUUAGUAACUCUAGUGGUGAUAUUUGGUGCUAACGAUUUUGAAGGGUGCUAAUUGCUGGUUUUCUUUCUUUAUUUAUUUUUAUUUUGAGCUUUCAAUUUAUUUACCCCUCACCUGUUCUUUUGUCCCUCAGAGAACAUUUAGUGGUUGCUAUAAGAAACUUAGUCUUUCCUUGUCAUAUUAUAUACUAAGCCAAGAGUUCAAUAGAGCUGGUGAGAUUUACCAAUUUUUCCGUUUUGAAUUCUCACCUGUAUAUUACAAUUUGACAGCAGAGGAUA